AUGAAAAAAAAUAAUGAAGAUUAACUCAAAAGUUUUUUUGAGUUUGGAAAAUUUAUGACUCAAAAUAAGGAUUAAUUUUCGAGUAUUGCAUAGAAUAUGCUUUCUACUAAGUAACUCCUAUAAAUAAAGCAGAAAGCAACAAUAUAAUAGGAAAUAGAAGAGUAAAGAAACUAUAUCAGCAGUCAUUCUCAUAACAUUAAAUAGACAGUAGCAGAUUAAAUUUCUUUAGCAAAUAAAUGCUCAUUGGGACUGGAAAAACUUAAAAAAAUAUAUUUAGAAGAUUUGGUUGUAAAUAAGCCCAUGGAGAAUUGUGUAGUUUACGUUAAGACAUUUUGCAAGCCAAGCAAAAUGAAUGCAAUUAACUUAGGAAUUGAAGAUGAAAAAAGCAAUUACAUUCAUAUCAGUCUUUACAACUCAGAAAAGUCAAACUGUGAUUUAAAAUAUUUGGAUUAAAAAUAUCCUUUGAAUCUUAAUUUAGCAAUAAAAAACCCUUAUAUGAAAAUGAAUGCUGUUGGCCAUGUUUUCUUGAGGAAUGAUAAUCCUGAAAAUAUCUUAUUUCUAAAUUCAAAUUAAUAAUAAGAUAAUGAUAAGUAACUAAAAGAAUUCAAUUCUUUGAAAUAAAAGGGUAACGAAUUAUUUAGCCAAAAAUAAUAUAAACAAGCUAUAGAGUUUUAUCUUAAAGCUAUUUAAUUUGCUUCAAGCAACGAAGAAAAAAUAAUAGCUACCUCAAACAUAUCUUAAGCACUUAUAUGCCAAAAUAAUUACUAAAAAGCUAUUUUUUAUGCUGACAGAGCUCUUGAGCUUGAUUAAACACACUAAAAGUCUCUUUUUAGGAAAGCUACUUCUUUGGUGGGGUUGUAUGAUUUUGAAAAAGCAUUAAAGGUAUUCGAGUAGUUGAAACCAAAUUAAGAAUGUGAAAAACAUAUGGAGGAGUGUAAGUAUAAGCUUAAUAAAUAAAAAAAUGGAUUCACUUAAGAUGAAAUAGCUGAAAUAAUUUAGAAAAAGCAAGGCCAAAAAUUGGUUAACUUUGUUGGAAAUAUUGAAAUAAGAAGAACCUAAAAGAUGGGCAGAGGAGUAUUUGCAACAAAAAGCAUCAGAAAAAAUGAAGUUAUUGCUGUUUGUGAAUUUGUUUAAGCAAAAAUAAAUAAAGGUGAAUUACUAGUGGAGUACAUAGACACAGAAAACUUAGCUGUCAAUUUAAAUAGUCAAUAUUUUAUAAGGGAAUAACUGAUAAUGGAAAUGCAAGAAAACUUCUACUUGAGAAAAGUUCUUUCCUAUUUAUAUAGAGGAGAAAUAAAUAAAGAUUAUUAAAUCCCUAACUUGAAAGAAGUUUUUGUCAAAAAAUAUUAUCAAGAAGGAUUAGAUGAUAAAAUUGAACUCACAGCCGAAGAUGUCAGUAAUAUAGUUAAUUACAAUACUUUUGGGAGUCGAAAUAGUACUUAGCUAAUCAUGCUAGCUAGUUUCUUUAAUCACAAGAACGUAAGUGAUGUUCUACUCAUAGAUGUAGAAGAUAAAGUAGUAAUAGUUUCAUAAAGAGAAAUUCAAAAAGAUGAAGAAAUAUUUAUUACUUACAUAAAUUAAAGUGAUAAAGAUAAAGAAUAAGUGGCUAAAGAUUUAUAAAAAUGGGGAAUCACAGAAGUUAAUUGA
Messenger RNA from Tetrahymena thermophila SB210, 1647 nucleotides. Its product is annotated as tetratricopeptide repeat protein. The transcript has a single exon. Lineage: Eukaryota; Ciliophora; Oligohymenophorea; Hymenostomatida; Tetrahymenidae. Gene Ontology annotation, molecular function: protein binding. The record is from RefSeq and is a predicted model, not a curated record.